AUGAACUCGAUUCUGUCAGCGCCUUUCGCGCCACUACUCUACCUACGUCCUCAGUUUCGUCAAGAUCGGGACUGGUCUUACCGACAAGCACUGGCAAACACAUUUAUCAAAGUCUUCCUACGCAUUUUUGUGGCAUUUCACACAAAGCCACCACUUUCUCUGAAGCCAGGUCUAGAUGGGGACCGCUUCGUCGUGAUAGAGCCCGGGGCACCAGAGCUCUACACCAGCAUCACAGUAGAUGACGAGAUCCAGCCAGUGGCGGUAGGAGGUACUUGGUUUCCAUCACUCUACCAGUACAACACAACAACCACACAAGACAAGCACGUCGUGCUUCACUUCCAUGGGGGUUCUUACAUUCUCGGCGACGGACGUACAUCAUCUUGCCAGUUCCUCGCCAACAGUUUGCUAAAGCACACACCAACAAGCCACGUCUUCAGCCUCCAGUACCGUCUGGCCUGUAACCCCAAUGGCCGUUUCCCUGCCCAACUCCAAGAUGCCAUUUCGGCCUACUCAUACCUACUCCACACUCUACACAUCCCGGCGUCUCGCAUCGUUUUCAGUGGCGACAGCGCAGGUGGCCACCUCGUCCUCGCUCUCCUACGUUACAUCACCGAUUAUGACGACGAGAAGGUCCUUCCCUCGCCAACUUGCUCGUGGCUUUUCUCGCCCUGGUGCGAUAUACCCGGUGCCCGCAACGAGCAUCUCUGGCAAAACAUCCCCAAUGUGCGGACGGACUACAUCCCGCCCUCGUUCCCCGCGUGGGGUGCGAAGCAUUUUAUCGGUAAUCUACAGAUCACGCCCGAGUUCGAGCCCUAUCUCGCGCCGAUCUGGCAUUCUUUUGUCCUGCCUUCGCCUGUUCUGAUUGUUUCCGGUGGCAGGGAGGUGAUGUGUCAGGAACAUGAUCGGCUGGCGAGACAUUUGAGUAAAAUGCAGCAGAAUGAAGGUCGAGUGGAGUAUUUUGUGCAGGAUCUCAUGCCGCAUGAUAUCCUUAUGGUUGCUUGGAUUCUGAACUUUCGAAAAGAGGCUGAUCAGUGUGCCGUUAAAGCUGGGACAUUCUUGACGAGGAUGCAGGCUCUGUCGGAGGAAGAUGGCAGUGAGGUUCCUUCUGUGGCCUUUGAGUCACGAUGA
Messenger RNA from Penicillium coprophilum, 1128 nucleotides. Its product is annotated as Alpha/beta hydrolase fold-3. Bases 1 to 1128 code for a protein of 375 amino acids. Lineage: Eukaryota; Fungi; Ascomycota; Eurotiomycetes; Eurotiales; Aspergillaceae. The transcript has a single exon. Gene Ontology annotation, molecular function: hydrolase activity. The record is from RefSeq and is a predicted model, not a curated record.